AGUUUUACUUAGAAAAUUAUUAAGAAAAGACGUUGUUGCCUUUAAAAGUGAAUUUUGUUUAUAAAAUGUGAAGAAAUAAUAUUUUGAACAAAACAAAAAUUGUUAACUAAAAAGUAGUAAAAAGUAAUAAAAAUAGCUUAUUUUGUUAAAAUUAACUAGAAAAAAAACGCAAAAAUGACACCACCACCUAAACUAUCGAAUUAUUUAAUGAAUGUUCGCACUAAUUUACAAAAAUCAAGAAAACAACAACAAAUAAAUUACAGCAAAACAUCGCAAACGGACGAAGAGAAACAGCGCGAUCGUCAGCGCUGUGAAAGAGAAGCGAAAAAAGAGGAACAAGACGCGCUAAAUUAUAAGAGAGACAAGGAAAGUCGUGAAGCGCGUUUGUUGGAUUUUGAGAUAAGACGUCAACAGGAACGGGAAAAGAAAAAAGAAGAGCAUAAACAUCAACAACAAGUACAACAACAGCAGCACCAACAGCAACAACAAUCAAGCGAGAAAAGUCCACCCACAACAUCGGGUCAAGCUCAACAACAAUUAGCUCAGCAACAGCAGCAACAAGAACAGGAACAACAGCAACAGCCACAAGAACACCAACAACAAUUGGUGGCAAGUAGUAGUGCACCAACACCUAUAAUCCCGACACCACCAGAUCGUAGUCUACCGCCCGCUUUCCGCAGUCGCUCUAUAGAAAGAGAAAUUAUCUACGAACGAAAACGACAACAUUCGACAGUCGAGGCACUUGAAUUAAAGAAGCCCCUAAGUACCACACCCUCACCACAGGCUAUAAGUAGUUCGACAGCCGCUACUCCAGCACAUCCGACACCAGUCGCUCUUCCACCACCACCAAAACCAGCCACACCCAUAACAUCAGCAGUUGUGGUGGCGGGCCCACCGGCAACAGCAGCAGCUGCUACAGCUGCUAUAAUACCAAUACUACCAUUAGGAGUUGCCACCUUGCGUGAUGACUCCACCGAAUCGGAAGAACAGUCCGUGACAUGUACUCACCAUCAUGCCGAAGCAUGUCAUCGUAUAAUGUGUCGGGCCCCUAUAGCAUCACUCGAUUGCAUGGAGGAGUUCAGUGGUACGGGAGGUCAUCUUGAUUUCGGCCGCUCCAUAAGUCUGGGUUCAAAUCCGGCUUUACCGUUAAGGCCUGGUUCCACUCCCACACCGGGUUUGCGUUACAAGAAUUUGGGCAAGAGUGGUUUACGUGUUAGCAAUGUUGGCCUGGGCACUUGGCCAGUCUUUUCGCCCGGCGUUAGCGAUGACCAGGCCGAAGCCAUACUUAAAUUGGCCAUUGAGAGCGGCAUCAAUCUGUUUGAUAUCUCGGAAGCCCAUUCGGAGACAGAAAUUGGCAAGAUCUUACAGAGGACUGGUUGGAAGCGAACGGCUUAUGUUAUUACCACAAAAGUUUAUUGGAGUACCAAAUCCGAAGAACGUGGCCUUUCACGCAAGCAUAUUAUUGAGUCCGUCAAAGCCAGUUUGCAACGCCUACAAUUACAAUAUAUCGAUAUUGUAAUUAUACAUAAAGCGGAUGCUAUGUGUCCCAUGGAAGAAAUCGUACGAGCUAUGAAUUACAUCAUUCAACAGGGCUGGGCCAUGUACUGGGGUACAGCACGUUGGACUCAGGUCGAAAUAAUGGAAGCCUAUACUAACUGCCGUCAGUUUAAUUGUAUAACACCGAUAGUCGAACAAUCUGAGUAUCAUAUGUUUUGUCGUGAAAAAUGUGAACUCUAUUUGCCGGAAAUGUAUAAUAAAAUCGGUGUGGGCCUAAUGGCUUGGGGUCCCCUUUCGAUGGCAUUGAGUGAUGCUCAAAAUGGUGAGAAGAUAUUUUUGCCAAAGGGCUCGUUCAAAACGAAGAGUCAUUCAUAUUCCUGGACUGAAGAUGAAGUUAAUAGGAAUGCUGCCUUAUCGCCUCAGGGUAGUUGGAAUAAGGAACGCAUGGAAGAAGGUCGCCGCCAUUGUGAUCGUUUAAAGGAUUUAGCUGCUUUAGCCGAGAAGCUGGGUUGUACCCCUACCCAAUUGUCAAUAGCCUGGUCGUUGAAACAUGAACCUGUACAAUGUUUACUAUUAGGUGCCACUUCUGCUGAACAAUUGCAUCAGAGUUUGCAAUCGUUACAGCUACUGCCACGUUUAUCGACCAGUGUUAUGCUAGAAUUGGAACGAAUACUAGAGAAUAAACCGGUGCGACCGCCGAUGAUAUCAACACUGGCACUUCGGUGACAAUCAGCAUGCCCUCAGGGGCCUCCUAGCCUUAGUGGCGGUGUCGCUGGCGGCAGUGGCAUUGGUCCCUGUGGGCAAGACUCACCCAAAAAUGAUGAAGUGGCAGCAUUUUGCGGUGAGGAUGGCGAUGCUAAAGAUGCCUCUAAACAAGGCUUUUGCGUUAUUCAGUGACGAAAGGAGUCCUUAGAUAUUGAUAAUAAAUUUAUAAAAGCAAUUAGUAGUAAAACUAGUUUAAGUAGUACCACAAUGACAACAACAAUAAGUAAACAUGAUUUACAACAACAGCAACAACUACAGCAGCAACAACAACAGCAAUUAAUGCUCAUACAGCAACAACAACAGCAAUUAUUGCAAUUACAACAGCAGCAGCAACAGCGUUUUUCUCAAAAUACUACAUACAGUUUGGACAAUACAAUCACAGCAUCAGUGGGUUCAGUGGCCACUGCGGCCACUCAACGACUAGAUAGUAUAACAACAACAACUUUACCCAAUACCAUACAAAUCGAUACAUUAAAUAAUAAUUUAGAAAAUGAUUUCAAUACCACAUUAACCUUGCGUUCACACGCCCACAAUAAUAACAAUGGUGAUGUGGGCGAGGCCCCACCCCCUAAGAUACCCAAAAAGCGUUCUCUUUUAAAUUUUAAAUCUUUCGAUUUUCAUAUUAAAUCUUUAUAUAGUGGUUUACGUAAUGGUUCUUCCAAUCAAAAUAAAUCCCAUUCACAAUCUACCAAUUUAAUGGCGGCCGAUGGUGGUGGGGAUCGUGGUGUCGAGGGUGUGGGAAAAAUUUUAACAGCUGGCAUUAAUGCCAAUGGUAGUGAGUUGAAUAUUAAUGAACUGCAUCAGCAUAUAGUACAUCAACCCUAUAAUCGCAUGCCUCCCUAUUUGAAAAUCGAAUCGGUUGAUAAUGAAGAAUCGGAGAAUUUAUUAAUCGAUUAUCCACAAUCGCCAUACUCGUCACGUCGCAACAGUUCUAAUGACGAUAAUCGUUCGAGCAGCCAACUGAUACAUCUCACCGGUGAUGGUGGGACCGAUGACCGCCAUCACCUGCAACAGCCAACACCACAUCGCUACGAAAUGUCGCGUUCACAGGCCAGUUCUCCAUCCCCGUACUAUCUAUCGCCGCAUGCUUUUGCAUCAUCUUCCCAGAAUAUCAGACGUUCGUCUACAUCGGACAUAAUGUCCGGUAGUAAACGCAGCGCCUCCUCGUCGACCAGCAACAGUCGACGGCCGAGUACUUCGGAUCUAUUGCGUAAGGCACGAGAACGUCGUGGUAGUGAGAAUCGUAUGGGACGCAGUGUUUCGCAUGGCGGUUUGCCGCGUGGUGGCGGUAGUGGUGGUGGUGGAGGAGCUUUUCGUGUGGGACCCGGUGUAGGUGGUCGACGUACGAGUAUGGCAUUCUAAUACUUCCUAUCCCAUCACUCUCUGUAUCUCACUCCCUCUCCCGUUUAACCACUCCAAACUGUUAUAAAGAAAUGUAGUAUCUAUAUUGAAAUUUAAAAAAGAAAAUCCAUUAAACUUUUGAGAAAAACAUAACUUUUUUGUCAAAAACAAGAAUAUUAGUCAUAAAUAAUUACAACAACAAUAUACUCGUAAUAUUUGAAAAUCCCCAAAAAAAAAGGUAAGAUUAAAAACUUACAAAAUAAAGUGCUUAUGAUUCGUUUAUUUUUUAUUCAAUAAAAAACAAAUAUUUCAAAAAAAUUAUUAUAAUAAAAAUUUAGUCAAAUUUAUAUAAAAAAUACGAAGCAUUAAUAAAAAAAAUUAAUAAAAAAACUUCUUCUUAAGCUUUAAAAGUAAUUAAUGAAAUAAAUUAAUAAAAUUAAAAAAAAAUAAUAAAACAAAAUUUUUUGUAGUUAAGUAAGUUUAAAAACAAACUUUAAAAAUUUGUAAAACUUAAAUUAUAAAAAAGGUAAUAAAAAAAAUUAUAAAAUUUCCAAAAAAAAUAUAUAAAAAUUUCUUAAAAAAAGAAACAUAUAGUUGUUUAGACCUUUAUAUUUAAACAAAAAAAAAAAAGAAACUCAAUCAUAUAAUUAGUUUCGUUUCAUUUUAUCUCCUAAAAACUAAAAGCUUUCAAGACAAUAUUCAUUCUUACAUAUUUAUACAUACAUACUUACAUAUACUCGUAUAAUCUCUCCCCCUCCCCCUUUUAAACUUUAUAUACAAUCAAAAUUAACCAUUUACAUAAUUUUCAAAAUAUAUUAAAACUAUAUUAAACAAAAAUAAAAAAAAAUUAUUGAGAUAAAACUACUAAAUAAGAUGCUUAGCAUUCCGAAUAUUUUAUAGAGUUCAAUACAUCAUUGAAAAAAGCUAUAAAAGCAGUUAUUUUAUUUUCUAAAGUUGUAUUUAUGUUGCAAUUUAAGAAUUUUCAAUUGAGGUUUUGAAAUAUUAUUGUAAUUUUUAUAAACGUACUAGCUGUUCGUGGACCCUUCACCGGAAUACUUUUCACGACUCACGGAAAGUUUGACCAAUUAGUUGAAGUACUUAUAUAGUGAGUUUAUCGAUUAGGAACAAACACUACUCAUUUAUUUACGUAUAUUUACAUAUAUAG
Messenger RNA from Lucilia sericata (common green bottle fly), 4768 nucleotides. RefSeq names its product voltage-gated potassium channel subunit beta-2-like. Gene Ontology annotation, cellular component: cytoplasm; voltage-gated potassium channel complex. The transcript has 10 exons. The coding region runs from base 175 to 2223 and encodes 682 amino acids. Gene Ontology annotation, biological process: potassium ion transport; regulation of potassium ion transmembrane transport. NCBI's taxonomy places the organism in Eukaryota, Metazoa, Arthropoda, Insecta, Diptera, Calliphoridae. The record is from RefSeq and is a predicted model, not a curated record. Gene Ontology annotation, molecular function: potassium channel regulator activity; transmembrane transporter binding; voltage-gated potassium channel activity.